Molecule: messenger RNA, 603 nt
Organism: Mya arenaria
Lineage: Eukaryota; Metazoa; Mollusca; Bivalvia; Myida; Myidae
Exons: 3
Coding region: 107-433 (108 amino acids)
Source: RefSeq, a predicted model, not a curated record
UAUUGGAAGCAAAACAUUAUUUUCUUCAGGAAAUGGCCAAAAUACAGCCUCCUUGUCAGAAUUGACAAAUGCUGUCAUUGAUGUUAUUGGCAGAGAUGGCUGUGCCAUGGAUGGAAUCGGUGGAUCAGAAGAAUUUGAUUCAACAUGUAUACAGGAAAGCCAAAGCAGAUCAGAUGUUGGUCUCAAUUCACAGCCUGUAUAUCAGUUUGUAAAUGAUUACAUGACAUAUCAGCCAGUGCUGGAGGCAGAGGAGGUUCCUGCCACGUUUCAUCUUUCAAGACCUGAGGCUAGCAGGACUUCCAAAGUGUUCACAACCUCUACAUCAUGCAAUCGAUGUUGCUGUCAGGAGUGUAAAGCAAUCAGGCAGCUGCAAAAAAGAAAAUUAGAAUUAGAAGUGGCUAUUUUAGCAAAGCAAUUAAAAAAAGAACAAUAAAGAUCAAUAUGCACAUUGAGUGCUGAUGCCAAAUUUUAUUAAAAUUACAUACAAAUAUUUAAGUUAAAUUUUGUGGCAUUGACAGGUUAAAUUUGGAAAGAGAUUACAGUAAAGGACCUCUAACUACAUUCUUAAUAUCCGAUAUAUGUCUGUUGCCAAUUAUCAGCACA